ACCCGCGGAAGCCCACAAACAGCCAAAAAAAUGGCAAAAACUCACUCUUGAAAAAAUCAUUGGCCACCUCCUUGAAUUUCUCAGCCUCGGCGACAUUCUCAGAGUUCUCGACUCCAAUAAUCUCUUGAUUAUCACUCAUUUCAGCAAAACAAUAAAAAAUAAAAAUUAAAAAAAACUUCUUAACCUAACGAUUCCAGCGACUUCCUCGUCGAUAUCACUGAAAAUCCUCGAAUUAAAUAAUUACGUGUUCACCACGGAGUUACGUAUUUAGUGUGGUUAAUUUGCCGUUCACUUCAAUUAAUGUUAAAUUAAUUUCUCGGCGUUUUUAGGGGAACUUUUGUGUCUUAUGUCUGGUGGAUAUUCUCCUGGAGCCCAUGGACAGGCAGAACACAACAAUCACCUGAAGUUGUCGAUUCCACUUGAAUUCUUGAGUAAUCGAUUUUUUAUUUUGAGGUUAUGGUUGACCAGCGAUUCUGGCUGUGAGGACUAAGCCCAAGCCUUCCAGAAGCCCCUCGACACCUCCAACAAACAUCUUCCUUCGUCAACCCCUCGGUUUUUCUCAUUUUAAUGAAAUUUUAAACUCAUUUGAAGCCCGGGGGGUGAAAAAACAGUGAAAAUCUCACAAAAAUCUCGCAGUUUCAUUCGGUAAUCUCUCAGUAACAUUCAGAAACUCCUCUCCACCCAUUGUUUACCUCACAAUGACACUGUCCCAGCUGUCACCAGUCUGAAAACCCUCUUAGACCCCUGGAAAUCGUGGGAAAAUAAUUAGAAACUGUGCAAAACCCCUGGAAAUUGUGGAAAAACCUUUGGGAAAUGGCGAUAGUUCACUCCCUGAGCAUGGGUGACAUCGUCCACCUCAACGUGGGAGGCACCAGGUUCUCCACCUCCCGCCAAACACUCACCUGGAUCCCAGACUCGUUCUUCACUGCCUUGUUGAGCAAUAGAAUAGCCAGCAGGAGGGACGAGACUGGAGCCCUCUUCGUGGACAGGGACCCCAAGAUGUUCUCGAUAAUCCUCAACUACCUCAGAACGAGGGACAUAGACCUCCGGAACACUGACAUCAGGGGAUUGAGGCACGAGGCGGAGUACUACGGGAUAACUCCAUUGAUCAAGAGACUGAUCCUCUGCGAGGACUUGACCCAGUCGUCCUGUGGAGAUGUUCUGUUUUAUGGGUAUCUGCCACCUCCGAGCAUUCCCCUUCAGGAGCCUGUGGGGGUUCCUCCUGUGGCUGAUGUCUCGGUGCAUGGGAGGGUGUCCUCUGGGGGACGUCCAGAGGUCGCAGGCACGUCCAAUGGCCCUGGUGGGGGACAAGCAGCUGCUCCUGCAGGUGCUAGUGGACAGAAUCAAAAGCCCCCCCUGAGCAACCACUCCAGGAACUCCUCGUUGGAUUAUCGAGUACCUCAGAGGAGUCUCCAGCACUCGAGGAAUCCCUCACUGGACCUCAGACACGUUCGCAACAGCUCGGCAGACAUGAACAAAUUGUUCAAGAACGAAGUUGGCCUUGUGUUUGGACCCCAUCAGGCUUCGGGCUGGGUCGAUCCUCUCAGGGUGCAGAUCAUCAAGGCUCAUCACAACUGGAUCGUCAUUGCUUACGCUCAUUUCAUCACGUGUUAUAGAUUGAAAGACUCUUCAGGAUGGCAGCACGCGUUCACGAGUCCUCACAUAGAGGCAAUCAUCGAGAGAGUGGCGAUCAAUGCUAAAAUGGGAACUGGAGCUGAUGGCAAGAUGGUAGCUAUUGCUUACGGAUCACAAGUGAGACUGUGGAGUGUCUCUGAGGAGGGCAUCAAGACGAACAUUGGAACAUUCAAUCUGAACGUCAGAGUUGAGUACCUCUUCUUCAUUGGGAGCCAGCUCGUGGCUCUCUCUCAAACUGGGAAGAUUGGAGUCUGGCACGCUAUGUCUCAGCACUGGCAGAUCCAGGACGUCGUCUCGAUCUCCUCGUUCGACACUGCUGGAUCGUUUUUACUGCUUGGGUGCAAUAAUGGGUCGAUUUAUUACAUUGACAUGCAGAAAUUCCCCCUGAGAAUGAAGGACAAUGAUCUCCUGGUGACUGAACUCUACAGAGAUCCAAAUCUCGACCCAAUAACAGCUAUAUCCGUCUACCUCACCCCGAAAACAACACAAGGUCUCUGUGGUAAUUGGAUUGAGAUUGCCUAUGGCACCAAGUCGGGGAGUGUGAGGGUUAUCGUGCAGCAUCCGGAGACGGUGGGACAUGGCCCGCAAUUAUUUCAGACGUUCACUGUUCACCAGAGUAGUGUGACGAAGGUGACCCUGUCCGAGAAAUACCUCGUCUCAGUCUGCUCUGAGUACAACCACGUGCGGUCCUGGGCAGUGACUAGAUUCCGCGGAAUGAUAUCGACCCAGCCAGGCUCGACCCCCGAGGCCUCCUUCAAGAUAGUCUCCCUGGACUCGAUGGAGACCUCCAUCAGCUACCCAGCUGGCAACGACUUCGGCCCCUUCGGCGAGCAGGACGACGAGCAGGUUUUCGUCCAGAAGGUCGUCCCCGAGACGGAUCAAUUGUUCGUUCGACUCGCCUCCAACGGGAAGAGAGUCUGCGUUAUACAGUCGGUGGACGGCUCAGUCAUCACUUCCUUCUGCGUCCACGAGUGCGAGGGCUCCAGCAGGAUGGGCUCCAGGCCCAGGAGGUUCAUAUUCACAGGGCACUCCAACGGGGCCAUCCAGAUGUGGGACCUCACCACUGCUCUCGACCCCUGUUAUGAUGCCCAGAAGACCAGGAAUUUCCCUGGGGGACCGACUCCUGAGGAACUGUGGAAACUUCUGGACCAGUGCGACUUGAGCAACAGCCAUUGCUCGACUCCCUGCAUCAGCCCCUGCGCCUCGGUGGUCUCCUCCGGGCCCAGGUUGAAAGCCAGUAAUGUGCAGUUCUUGAAUCAGUCGCAGUUCAACUCGGAGGGGGCUGGCUCCAGCCAGUCGUGAAGGAUAGGGGAUUAAUUCCUAAAUUAAUUGAAUCAGAGGCGAGGGUGGGGUGGACAAUUUUUAAUCGUCAAUCACUUGGCAUCGGCCGAGUGAAUUUUGAAGAUUUUUUUUCAUUUUGGAGAAAUUUUUCCUGGUUUGAAAAGUGAGACGUGAUUUGUUUGAAUUGUAG
This is a messenger RNA of Diachasma alloeum, 3106 nucleotides long. RefSeq names its product BTB/POZ domain-containing protein KCTD3. The record is from RefSeq and is a predicted model, not a curated record. The coding region runs from base 814 to 2937 and encodes 707 amino acids. NCBI's taxonomy places the organism in Eukaryota, Metazoa, Arthropoda, Insecta, Hymenoptera, Braconidae. The transcript is spliced from 8 exons. Gene Ontology annotation, biological process: protein homooligomerization. Gene Ontology annotation, molecular function: protein binding.